This is a messenger RNA of Aplysia californica (California sea hare), 407 nucleotides long. RefSeq names its product receptor-type tyrosine-protein phosphatase-like N. The record is from RefSeq and is a predicted model, not a curated record. Lineage: Eukaryota; Metazoa; Mollusca; Gastropoda; Aplysiida; Aplysiidae. The transcript is spliced from 3 exons. The coding region runs from base 42 to 392 and encodes 116 amino acids. Gene Ontology annotation, cellular component: secretory granule.
ACCUGCCUGACUGCCCCGGACAGGACCUGUGCCGACAACGCAUGCAAGGAAAGACUUCGGAGAGACCGGAACCCCUUCACGCAGCCUCCCGCAUCGGUAGUGUGUCUGAGACCCAGGUCCGCAGCCCUUCCAGCCGCAGCAGCACCUCCUCCUGGAGUGAAGAACCUGCGGCCACCAACAUGGACAUCUCCACUGGACACAUCGUACUGUCCUACAUGGAAGACCACCUCAAGAACCAGGACCGGCUGGACCGUGAGUGGGAAGCGGUCAGUGGCUACGUGGCUGACCCGUCCAGCACAAAAGUGGCCAAUGACCCCUCCAAUAUGCGCAAGAACAGAUUCGCCGACAUUCUGCCCUGUGAGUACAACCCCCUACCACAUUCUUGUGAAUAAAAUCGUUCGUUAUUU